Messenger RNA from Pogona vitticeps (central bearded dragon), 1937 nucleotides. It is a transcript of the gene PAGR1, whose product is annotated as PAXIP1 associated glutamate rich protein 1. Gene Ontology annotation, cellular component: MLL3/4 complex. The record is from RefSeq and is a predicted model, not a curated record. Lineage: Eukaryota; Metazoa; Chordata; Lepidosauria; Squamata; Agamidae. Gene Ontology annotation, molecular function: nuclear estrogen receptor binding. Gene Ontology annotation, biological process: positive regulation of cell cycle G1/S phase transition; positive regulation of intracellular estrogen receptor signaling pathway.
CCCCAUUGUGAUUUGGAGAUUACUGUAGCAGACUGUGUAUGCAAGCACCUGUGUGCAAGAAUCUCUUACUCUCCUACAAGUUGGUAAUGAGAGACUCAAUCUUGCGUUUCCCCACAGGGAAUUUUUGCAGCCCCCAAGGCCAACUCAGAAUGCAUACAAGAAGGUGGAGAGACUACAACAAUCUCAGAUAAGGCUGGACCUCCGUGGCAGUUUUUGCAAUCCCUCAGUAUCCACACAGUUGCAAAAAAAAAAGGAAAAUAAUUUGCUUAGAAAGUCCCCUUGUUCCCUCUGAGCAGUUUAGAAAGCAUGUUAUGAAGCUCCAAGGGUGGAGCUUCAUAACCUCCAGCCUUUAAUUAAAAAAAAUUGGGGCCUAGUGAGUAUGUAGGGGGACCUUUUCUGUUUUUAAAUAGUGGUGGUGUUGCUUUUAAAAUUAAAUUCAUUCUUCACUGAACGAAAACCCAUUGUAGCAGUGGUUGUAGCACGUAGCCAUUACUUUAUUUUUUUAAGUUAAAAUAUGCAUAUCAGGCCUGUUAGCUAGUCUGAAAAAAUAGCUCUUGGCACUUCUGAGAUCACUUAUCCCAAUCUAUGCUCAUUUUCAACACAUUUGGAGCCCUGGCACAUUUGAAGGGGGACACAGAUUGGAAAGAAUUCUUCACACGCACCCUUAUAAGGCUCGUUAUGGGACUUCUACCAUCCUGAUCCAGCCUACAUUUCUUUCACAUUGUGUCUAUGACCUUGGUCAAAAAAAAAAAAGAGUUAAAAAUGGCUGUUUUAGAGGAACAGACUGAACUCCUAACUACUUGAGACAAAAGUACAGCUUGCACAACUAACCAUUGUUUAUGUGUUGCUUUUCUUCCAAGGAUCUCAAGGUGCUGUAUGUUGACCUUAGCCUGCUGUUUUUACUCUUGCAACAAUGCUGUUAACCAUGGAAGAAGCCAGCACUGUGGAGGAAGGGGAAGUGACCUCAGGGAUGCAGUCCUUGGCUGUAGAAGAUCCGCCUGCCCAAGACCUUUCUCCUCCCACAGAGGAUCAGGAUGAGGCCCCUGAGGAGGAAGAGGGGGAGAAGGGAGAGGAAUCUGCUGAGGAGGACUGGUGUGUGGCCUGCAGUGAUGAGGAGCUGGAAUCCCCAGACAGCUGGAUGCCUCCCCCUGAGGAGAUCCGGCGCCUCUAUGAGCGCAUCGCUGCAGAAGGGACUUUGGAACUCCAGGCAGAAAUCCUGCCCCGACGCAACCCCACCCCAGAGCCUGACAGCGAAGAUCAGAAUAAAUCUGAAGGGCAACCCGAACACCAGGAAGAAGAGGAAGAAGAGAAGCCUCACGUGCCAACAGAGUUCGAUUUUGAUGAUGAACCUGCCUCACCAAAAAGUUCCUUGAUAGAUCGUCGGAGAACCCCUGGAACUUUGGCUAAGAGCCAGAAGAGGGAGGCCCGUAUGGAUAAGGUGCUGUCUGACAUGAAGCGCCACAAAGUCUUAGAGGAACAGAUCCUGAAGACGGGCCGGGAUCUCUUUGACCUGGACUCGGAUGACGUGCCCACUCCAAAGCGCCCACCAGGUCUCUUUCUGCGUCAGCGCAAAUACUGAGUGCAGUGAAGAAAAUAAGCCUUUUGGUUUGAAGUCGGAGAUGGGAGAAGGAACCACAGGCAGUUAGAUUUUCAUAUGCAAGGGGAAAGGAAAUCACAGCACAGACCAACGUUCCCUCUAAGCUGUGCAGGUGUGUCGCUGUGCAGCGCUGUAUUGGUGUCACACCCCUGCAGUUAGUGUUGCCACUCAUUUGUUUCCGGACAGAAGUUUGUACAUGCAGGAUGGGGUUCCCACUCAGUUGUGGUUGUGGAAAAAUUAGAGGAAGUGCCAUGGACUUUGGGUGAGAUCCUGUGCUGGCUGCAGGAGAUGCUGGCAUUUGGUUAUUUGUAUAUAAUAAAACUCUGUGAGUUUAACUUGA